AUGGCCGGAGAAGCAGACUCUUCUGCCAUGACCACCAGCAGCGCUGAUCGCAUGGUAGGCAUGGACCACGCUGAAGUGCGUUAUUUCACGAGUUAUGAUCACCAUGGCAUUCAUGAGGAGAUGCUUAAAGAUGAUGUUCGUACUAGAUCGUACCGUGACUCUAUUUACCAGAACCGUCACAUCUUCAAGGACAAGGUCGUUCUCGAUGUCGGUUGCGGAACUGGUAUUCUCAGCAUGUUCGCCGCCAAGGCAGGUGCCAAGCAUGUGAUUGGUGUCGAUAUGUCGUCGAUCAUUGAGAAGGCUCGUGAGAUUGUUGCUGUGAAUGGCUUGUCGGACAAGAUCACCCUGCUCCAGGGAAAGAUGGAGGAGGUUGUCCUCCCUUAUCCCAAGGUUGAUAUCAUCAUCUCCGAGUGGAUGGGCUACUUCCUUCUCUAUGAGAGCAUGUUGGACACCGUUCUCUACGCCCGUGACCGUUACCUUGUUCCUGGCGGCAAGAUCUUCCCCGACAAGGCCACCAUGUACUUGGCUGCCAUCGAGGAUGGCGAGUACAAGGAUGACAAGAUCGGAUUCUGGGAUAAUGUGUAUGGAUUCAACUACAGCCCGAUGAAGCAGAUUGCCCUUACCGAACCCCUUGUCGACACUGUCGAGAUGAAGGCGCUCGUUACCGACCCUUGCCCCAUCAUCACCCUUGAUCUUUACACUGUCACUCCGGCCGACUUGGUCUUCAAGGUACCCUUUUCGCUUCCUGCCAAGCGCAGUGACUUCAUCCACGCAGUGAUCGCUUGGUUCGAUAUUGAAUUUGGCGCAUGCCACAAGCCCAUCACCUUCUCCACCGGUCCCCAUGCCAAAUACACCCACUGGAAGCAGACCGUCUUCUAUCUUCGCGAUGUUCUGACCGUCGAAGAGGAGGAAGUUGUUUCCGGUGUUCUCGAGAACAAGCCGAACGACAAGAACAAGCGCGACCUUGACAUCAGCAUCUCCUACAAGUUCGAGACCACGGAUCCGAACCGUUACUCCGAGGGCAGCUGCUUCUACAGGAUGUGCUAA
Molecule: messenger RNA, 1047 nt
Organism: Aspergillus tubingensis
Lineage: Eukaryota; Fungi; Ascomycota; Eurotiomycetes; Eurotiales; Aspergillaceae
Gene: rmtA
Product: protein-arginine omega-N methyltransferase HMT1
Exons: 7
Coding region: 1-1047 (348 amino acids)
Biological process (GO): peptidyl-arginine methylation
Cellular component (GO): nucleus
Molecular function (GO): protein-arginine N-methyltransferase activity
Source: RefSeq, a predicted model, not a curated record